Magnolia sinica is the source of this 1687-nucleotide messenger RNA. RefSeq names its product maltose excess protein 1-like, chloroplastic. The record is from RefSeq and is a predicted model, not a curated record. The transcript is spliced from 9 exons. The coding region runs from base 70 to 1296 and encodes 408 amino acids. Gene Ontology annotation, molecular function: maltose transmembrane transporter activity. Gene Ontology annotation, cellular component: chloroplast envelope. Lineage: Eukaryota; Viridiplantae; Streptophyta; Magnoliopsida; Magnoliales; Magnoliaceae.
AGACAAUCCGCUUCCCAAACCGGUCACCCAAAUCUUCGGUUGUGUCAGUAGCUUCGUAUCCUACCAGCAAUGGUGGGUUCUGCUGCGCCCUCCCUUCGACCCUCCUUUUUCCCAAACUGCCCGUCAACGACCCUUUCCCCUCCUUUGCAGUUACGACCCUCCUUCCCUCUCUUAUACCUCCCUCUUCCCAAACUACCCCUACAAAAAACCUCAAAAUUCUACUUAUCCUCUACCGCCUCUCCCUCCCUCCAUCGCCGAUCUAACUCAACUCGCCCCGCCCUUGAAUCAGACGCUCCUCAUCCUACCCACAAGGGAUUGAAGAAGGAGAAGACCUUGGUUGAAUGGGAUUCCUUAACGGCGAAAUUCGCUGGGGCUUCAAACAUUCCAUUCCUGUUACUCCAGCUCCCUCAGAUCACUCUCAAUGCCCAAAAUCUCAUGGCGGGAAACAAAACCGCUCUCUUAGCUGUUCCAUGGCUCGGUAUGCUGACCGGCUUGUUGGGGAACCUUUCACUGCUUUCGUACUUUGCUAAGAAGAAGGAGAUGGAAGCCAUUCUCGUCCAGACAUUGGGAGUUGUGUCUAUAUAUGUUGUAAUAGUGCAGCUCGCUAUGGCGGAAGCCAUGCCUAUUCCACAGUUCACGGCAGCCUCUGUUGUCGUGGCUUCCGGCCUUGUCCUGAAUUUCCUGAACUAUUUUAACUUGCUUGAUGCCAGGAUCUGGCGGUUUUGGGAAGAUUUUAUUACUGUCGGUGGCCUCUCUAUUCUUCCUCAGGUUAUGUGGUCGACCUUUGUUCCUUUCAUUCCUAACAGCAUUUUUCCAGGGACAAUUGCUUUUAUUGUGGCAGUUGUUGUUGUCGGUAUGGCACGAGCUGGGCAACUUUCAGAGAAAGGCAUCAAAUUUGUUGGAUCAAUAUCUGGGUGGACUGCCACACUACUUUUCAUGUGGAUGCCAAUUGCGCAAAUGUGGACUAGUUUUCUCAAUCCUGAUAACAUCAAAGGCUUGUCGGCUUUCUCAAUGUUGCUGGCUAUGAUCGGAAACGGGCUUAUGAUCCCACGUGCGCUUUUUAUUCGUGAUCUGAUGUGGUUUACUGGUUCAUCUUGGGCAUCUUUUCUAUAUGGAUGGGGGAACCUCAUAUGCAUGUACUGUUUCAACAACAUUAGCAGAGAAUUCUUUCUGUUGGCAACCAUCAGCUUGUACACAUGGACAGGAAUUGCUUUAUGGAGAGACUCCAAAGCCUAUGGAUACAGUUCACCACUGUCAUCUUUGAAGGAGUUAUUUUUGGGCCCUGACUUCACCUGAGUAUUUCUGAUAUCAUGACCCUAUUCCACUGGGCCAAUUGAUUGAUGGAUCUUGUUUUUGUGCGGUGCUGACGGAGAAAAUUCAUUCAAUUCUAAUGCUACAGGAUGAUGCUCAACCUAGCUUUCAGAUAUUAGUCAUUGUAUUGCUCCCAGGAAAGGUGCACAAAGCCAACUGACCACAAAGAUUCAAUCCCAAAUAAGAUUCUUCAAUGGGAAUUAUUUACUCAUUUCCCAUAGUUAAAAUUGUAGUACGAAGCACUGCGCUGUUAAUAAAACUGUGUAAUGCUGAAUUAUUUCAAUUAUUACUAUUCAUUUCCACAGAUAACUUGGAUUGAAUUGUAAGGUGUCUCUAUAUAUUUCUUACAUAUGCAGCUUUCAGUGGCAGAUGGUUA